GAGCAGCUGUUACCGCCCCUACCCAGCCUCGAAAGGAAGUUACGACAGUAGUUCUCGGUGGUUUCUGAGCCUGUAGUUUGGAAGUAGAUAGGAUCAGGAUUAAAAAUGAACUUCGGAUCGCCACAGCCCAUCUAUAACCCGCCAAUCCCUUACACUGGGCCCAUUCCCGGAGGCCUGCAGGAUGGGAUGAUGAUCAUGAUCAAAGGGCGAGUGCUUCCUCAGAGUGACAGAUUUCACGUGAAUCUUCAGUGUGGCUCAAUACCGCAUCACUGUGACGUUGCCUUUCACUUUAACCCACGCUAUGCGAACCCAGGCUACGUGGUCUGCAAUACUUACAAGGACCAGCAGUGGUGCAUGGAGGAGAGGAAAUAUGAAAUGCCAAUCCAGAGGGGAGAAUCUUUCCAACUUCUCAUACUUGUCCAGACAGAUUGUUACAAGGUGGCAGUGAACGAUAAACACUUCCUGGAAUUCAAGCACCGGAUCCCAGUCUCCAGAGUGGACAGCAUUACUAUCGAUGGUCGAGUCGAGAUUGUCUCCAUCAGCUUCGUGAACAGCAAUCAAGUUCCUUUCAAGGCCCCGAUCCCUGGAGGAUUCUUUGUCUCAAGAUCUAUUGUCAUUCAGGGGACUGUCGCACCGAACUGUGGCAGUUUUUCCAUUAACCUAAAGCCAAGCAUUUCUCCUGACAUUGCAUUCCACAUCAGUCCGCGAUUCCGCACCGAAGAGGUCGUUGUGCGAAACAGCUACAUGCAGAAUUCCUGGUGCACGGAAGAGAGGAGUUUGGCUGAAAAUCCAUUUUCUCUUGGACAACCAUUUGAGAUCACCAUUCUGUGCGAGCAACCUUUCUUCAGGGUGAAUGUCAACAAUCGUCAUGUUUUUGAUUUCAACCAUCGUUACCAACCGAUCCAGCAGAUCGACGAACUGCAAAUUGAAGGGGACGUGACUCUCUCCAGUGUUCGUAUUUAAAGCUCGGCCUCCAAAACCAGCUGAACAUCCAGUGUCUGUCAGAUCCCACUUGUGUUUGCAGUGGGGGGUGAUGGAGGAAGGGAGGGUAGGAGUUGGUUAUAUAAUUCCAGUGAGACUCUGAACUGUCCUACCUUCUGCAGUGUUUCACAGUAUAGGAUCAUUUAAUUGAGAAAGCUUAGCAAGAUUUGCAUAUUGAUUGAUGUAUGUGCUAAAAGCUUAUGUUUGAAUCACUUUUUCCUAUCACAUUUAUUAUUAACUCCUUUCUCUAAAACUAAAAAUUAUGUAAAGUAACUACCAUUUUAUAAAACCUGCCUUUUCUUGUCCUUAGUUAAAUUCUUUCAAAUGAGAAAAGGUAAACCAUAUUUUUCAAUAAUUGGUGAGGUUUGAUAUUUUCAAGAUUUUGUUUUUGUUAGUUACAUGAACAAAUCAUUCCUCAUGGAGAUGAAUUAUUCCUAAAUUCAUCCUUUGCUGAGUGAGAACUGAUCCACACUCUUGGAUUCAGUGUUGCAAGUCUAAUUACCCACUCUCCUUCCAGCCUUGCCUUUGGUUACAUCUCCCUGAGAUUGUCACACUAUCUGUCUUUUGCAUGUCACCAUUUUAUUUGUAACAUUCUAGUAUGUUUCAAAUCCUCGAUGAUUCCUUGUUCUUACUCCCAGUGACUGGUGCAGACUUUGAGAUGAGACUAAUCUGAUAUACCACUGAAUUCUGUUACAGUAAUAAAUCUUACAAGAAAAGCCAAA
This is a messenger RNA of Rhincodon typus (whale shark), 1703 nucleotides long. Its product is annotated as galectin-9. The transcript is spliced from 7 exons. The record is from RefSeq and is a predicted model, not a curated record. Bases 106 to 963 code for a protein of 285 amino acids. Gene Ontology annotation, molecular function: carbohydrate binding. NCBI's taxonomy places the organism in Eukaryota, Metazoa, Chordata, Chondrichthyes, Orectolobiformes, Rhincodontidae.